ACCCCGAACGUUGCUCCCUUGCCCCCAGAGCGCCCCCUAGCUACCACCUCCUUGGCUCCAGACCUAGGUGUCCCUCCCACCCUUCUCCGCCAAAACCUUACUGGAGAAGCGGGAGAACCAGAUGGGGUGUUACGCAAGGGUUGAUGUUUACCUCCCGGGGGCGCCUCCUCCCUCCCUAUAUAGCCUGACGUGGAAGGGAGAUUGGCAGAGACAGACUGGUUGAAGAGAGUGGCGAUCCCAGGAGAGGGCCAGAAAACGUCCGAAAGUUAAUGCGGGAGGCGGAGAGAGGGGCAUCAACGCAACCAGCAGCAGAGGCGCUCAGCCAGCUGCGCGCUCGAAGGCGUUCGCGGGGGUCGCGGAAGGGACGGCGCCCAGGCGCUGGCUCCCCAUGGAGGCGCCGGAGCUACUGGGCCCGGGGCUGGUGGAGCGUCUUGAGCAGCUGGCGACGUGCCCGCUGUGCGGGGGCCCCUUCGAGGACCCGGUGCUCCUGGCGUGUGAGCACAGCUUCUGCCGCGCGUGCCUGGCCCGCUGCUGGGGGACCCCGCCGGCGACGGGCCCCGAGACGCCCCCCACCGCCUGCCCCUGCUGCGGCCUGCCGUGCCCCCGCCGCUGCCUGAGGUCUAAUGUGCGGCUGGCGGUGGAGGUGCGCAUCAGCCGAGGACUGCGGGAGAAGCUGGCCGAGCCCGGGGCCCGCACGGGGAAACGCCGAGGGGGACGCAUCCCCACCAUGGGCUGCCUGGACCAGCAGGGAGAGGAUAUGAGGAAGACAUGGCGAAGAUUUGAUGCCCCAACGCCCAGGUCAUCUAACUCAGAGGACGAGCUCCCGGAAGACUACCCAGUGGUCAAAAAUAUGCUUCACAGACUGACAGCUGACCUGACCCUGGACCCUGGCACCGCACAUCGCCGCCUGCUCAUCUCCGCGGACCGCCGCAGUGUCCGACUGGCCCCACCCGGGACACCGGUGCCCCCCGACGGCCCCGCGCGCUUCGAUCAGCUCCCGGCGGUGCUGGGCGCGCAGGGCUUCGGGGCUGGCCGCCACUGCUGGGAGGUGGAGACCGCGGACGCCGCCUCCGGAGACUCUUCGGGAGAGGAUGAGGACGACGGGGAGAGCCUCUACGCCGUGGGCGCGGCCGGGGAGUCUGUGCGACGCAAGGGCCGAGUAGGGCUGUGCCCCGCCGGGGCCGUGUGGGCCGUGGAGGGUCGCGGCGGCCGCCUGUGGGCGCUCACAGCCCCGGAGCCCACCCUGCUGGGCGGCGCGGGGCCCCCGCCGCGGCGCAUACGCGUGGACCUGGACUGGGAGCGGGGCCGCGUGGCCUUCUACGACGGCCACUCCCUCGACUUGCUCUUCGCCUUCCAGGGCUCCGGCCCCCUGGGGGAGCGCGUCUUCCCGCUGCUGUGCACCCGCGACCCCCGCGCCCCUCUCCGCAUCGUGCCUGCAGAAGGCUGAGAAGCUCGCCCGCAACCCCCAUUCUGGUUUGGCCCGAAUCAAGGCAUGAAAAUCCUUACUCGUUCCAGGGGUCAAGUCCACUCCGUUGCGGGAGAACUGAUAAGCAACCCCCUCCCACUUACGUUGCCUCUCUUCUCCCAGUUAGGAGGACCUCGACCGGCCUCCCAUUUUACACCCAAAGCCGACUCCACCCCAGCCCUCUCCUUCUUAGGAUGCCUCUCCCCAAUGGCUACCCCAGUACCUCCCGACCGAUCCCCCGACCCCUUCUAUCUUAUUCCACCCCAGGCCUGAAGUGGGGAACAGGCUCUGCAAACAGCCCAUACACAGAGGGCCCGCCGGGAAAAUAUUUACCUCCCACUCUUGCCUCUCCUCUCGGCAAAGAAGGACCAGUGCCCUCUCCACAGCUCUGAGGCUUGGGCUUCCCUGCCUCAUUCAUUCUGAGGCUUCUCGCCUACCCACAACAAGAGGCUUGACUCUGGCCUCGGCUUUCGGCCCCUCUGAGAAGCUUACUACUCCCUUUUGGGGAGAGAGGGGCAGGCCAGGUCUAUUCCACCAUGAUGACUUUGUAUGCUUACAGCCUCUUCCCCACUAAGAACCUUCUUAAAACUUCCUCCUGGACCUACUUACAACAAGGAACCAACGGUGCUACCUCUCCUUUGUCAACCUGGAAACGGCUCCCUGACAUCCCUGAUUCACCCUUGUAUAUAGUCCCACAUCUUUCCCCAUAUGUAUAAAUGGGCCCGUAUUUAACACGUUUUGUGAUGUUGGGUUAUUUAUUUUGUGCAUCUGUGGCAAUAAAUGAGAUCUCAGUG
Messenger RNA from Phacochoerus africanus (Common warthog), 2259 nucleotides. RefSeq names its product ring finger protein 39 (gene RNF39). The transcript has 4 exons. Bases 389 to 1447 code for a protein of 352 amino acids. The record is from RefSeq and is a predicted model, not a curated record. Gene Ontology annotation, molecular function: protein binding. NCBI's taxonomy places the organism in Eukaryota, Metazoa, Chordata, Mammalia, Artiodactyla, Suidae.